AUGCCCUCAAUAUUUAUUUCCCGAUACGAGGAUAUAUCUCAGCUCAUUUUGAAAUCAAUAACCAGUGAUGAGCAAUUGUAUCAUGAAAAUGCUUAUACGAAUCAUCAUCACGAACACACCUCUUCAAAGAAACACAAAACUUAUGAUAUUAUGUUAUCGGAAUUUAAUGACAUGUUUUCAAAAGUGCCCUCUUCUGAGCAUACUCUCCAACAGAAAGUAACAACAAAAGAAGCUACUGAAAAUAAGAUUGUUCCGUUUAAUAAUCAUAUUCAGAAAAAAGAUGACACAACAUUUUGGAUUUAUGAUCCGACCGAUUUUGAUCCAUGGUUUGUUGCAAAGUUUAUUCCACCAAACUCGGAAACGUUUGUGGCAAGUCAUGUAGAAUUUGUUGUGAGCACUACAGCUCCAAGAUAUGUAAGAAAUAUUAUGAAUGCCAUACAAGUGGCUUUCAAAAUGGCAACUGCAAUUAAUGCCAACUGUUAUUUAAAGGAUUCCACCAAAUCAUACACUAUCACGAACGAUUUAAUAAGGAAAUGGCUCUUUGACCCUCAAAUGGUGUUUGUGAAGGAAAAACAAAAGGAAUGGAUUGAAAAGAUGGAACUGAUGGUUCAAAAGAAGAUGGCUCCUCUUGAGUUUCCGAUUGGCAAUAUGGACAUGAUUCGAGAUUUCUUCUUCUUUGAAAUUACUCGAGUCUCUGAUGUGGUGGCAGUUUUCAAAUCUCUCAACAAGAUCAUUCCUCCCUCAUUGAGCGUUGCUGCUCUUGACGCUAAUUUAAUGGACAUUCCAGAAUUUCGCCAGUCCACUCCAGAAGAGCGACCAACCUCAAGAUUUAACGAGAAUGAAAAUCAAUCAUGUCUCAUCGUCGAUCGAAAAUCUAAAAUAUGUAAAACCAAAGUAGAAUGGGAUAGUGCUGAAAAAGUCUUGCGAGUGUCAUCCAACUAUUUUGCGAGGCCACCUGUUGGAGGCAUGUACAGAACACUUCCCUUUCAUUCACUAGCAAGUUGCACGCUUCUCAUUUGCAAAUGCGUCAUGAGUCACUUGGGGAAAUCAUGGAGUGACGAUUGUUUCCUCAAUACUCGAAGUCUCAAUGAAGGAUUUGUUAAAAAUCUUCAAGAAAAGUUGAAACAUGAUCCCAUCAGUACAGAAUUUUACUACUGGCUGGAGCAAGCUCAAAAAGAAGACGACCAAUUACUUCUCUCGGAUAAGUAA
Messenger RNA from Naegleria fowleri, 1209 nucleotides. RefSeq lists its product as uncharacterized. The transcript has a single exon. The record is from RefSeq and is a predicted model, not a curated record. NCBI's taxonomy places the organism in Eukaryota, Heterolobosea, Eutetramitea, Acrasida, Naegleriidae. The coding region runs from base 1 to 1209 and encodes 402 amino acids.